AUGCAAAAGCUCAAUGCUGUAUUGCCAAACGACUGGCUCCACUAUCUCGGCAACCACCGCAUAUUCGACGUCUCUCAUGCCGAUCUGCAAACGACACAACAACUCUUGAAUGGCGUCGAUCCAUACGACACCUUUGCACGUCAAUACCAGACGCGUGUCAUGCUUCUUAGAGGAAGCGACUUGAUCGUCGCCGUCGGUUCAGAAAUCAGAAUGCUCAACAUUAGCAACGUCAAAGAUGCCUGGAUUAACGUCGCACCUACGUUUAUUGAUACUGGAAAGGAUGCUCAAGAGGAUCAAAGCUGGUUGCUCCAAGUGCCUUACAAGACCCUGUCAACUUCCGGCAUCGAUUUCCCUAUCCAAUCCAUGGCAAUCAAUCAAAGCGGCAAUCUUUUAUCUGUGGCAGGCCGCAGCAAACUUGCCAUUGUAUGCUUACCACAACAAGGGUUUUCUCAUUCAACAAAAUAUCUUCCCAAAGGACGCAUCGAUUGCAAGACAUUCAUCGUUGGCCGCAACUAUUAUAGUCGACAUGUGCGGGUGCUAAAGAUGGCAUGGCAUCCUUUGAGUGAGACACGAACCCACAUCAUGGUAUUGUCAACCGAUAAUAUCUUAAGAAUGUUUGAUGUGAGCGGGAACAUUGAUGAAGCUGAACAAACCUUCGACUUGGCACCUGCACAUUCCAAAGACAAGUCUUCCAUGGAACCUGUUCGAGGCAUCAUCUUGGAUGAUGAUUUGGAUCCUGAUGAGGAUGUGGUGACAUUCACUCUCGGUGGCAAAAGUGAAGAUGGAAGGAAUUGGGAACCUUUUACCGUAUACUAUGCUUUGCGAAAUGGACAUCUCUAUGCUUUAUGCCCUGUGCUUCCAUAUAAAAGUGUGAUUGAUCAUCAGCAUAUGGAGACAUUGGCGUGUGUUGUCGAAGCCAAGACUCAGCAACUUGUCAAAGAAAUCAAUGACAACGACGAUGAUGACAGCGACGCAAAGGCAUUGUAUUAUCUAUUACGGCUUCAAUCACAGUGGAUCAGUGAUGUUAUCGCAUCUGGAAGAAAACAAAAGACAGCUGUGGUGGGAGAUUCGGAUAUCGUGUCGAUAUGUAGCCGAGAUUCCAGUGUUCCAUUCCCAGUACAACGCCAAGGACCUUUCAAGAUUGAAGAUGAUAAUCAACUCAAGCCCGGCAGUGAAGUUGGCGAUUUGAUCUUUAUCAGUACCGAGGCUGCCAAUAUUCUCGUUGCAGCAUAUACCAAUGGAGACGUUCAAUCCUACUUGCUUGGUUCUGAAAUUGAUCCUCAAUGGCUCAUGCCUAUCCAGGCCCGUGAAUCAGAUUGGAAACAUGAGCUUGGACAAUUUUUAUCUUCUGCCGAUAUUCUUCCCAAAGCAUCCAUAUUCGAGACACUUCAUUUACGCGACCAACCUGGUUAUGGUGCACACAACAUUUCUAUUAUCCCUGAUCAUCUUUACAAGGAGAUUAUCUACGUAUAUCAUGCAGGAGGCGUACAUCGUAUCAACAUGACAAAGCUUGUUACGGGACUAGCCGAGUUGGAGCGUUUGGAUGCAUCAGGAGCAGAUCCCAAAACAUUUUAUGCCGCUCUCGAGAAUUGGCAUGCAAAGGACAACACAUCAGAUUGUACUUGUUUGAUUGAAAGCAAUGCGGGUGGUGCAAGUGCCACGGAGCCCAUCAUUGGAAUGGCGAUCAUCACCGAUAUAUACCUGACCUAUUCCAUGCUUGCAUUGACGGGAUCCUACAAGCUUGUUCCUCAUGAGCUUAGCUUACGACAAGAUGCUGACAGCACUCCACCAGCCGCUGCCACCCGAGAUUCGCCCGAACCUACUCUUGGUAACAAGGAUGAAGAGGGUACUGGAAGUUUGCUUGAAGGUCCACUUUACACAACAUCGGUUCCUCAAUCAAGUCAAACCAAGAUUGUUGUACCACAAGAAUAUGCAGGCAAAAAGGAAGUUGUCAUCAGUGAAGAUUCUUUGCGAUUCUUGUCUACAUCCACAGAGACGCUUGCACGCAACAUCAAUCAAGUGAAUAAGGGAACGGUGGCUGCCAAACGGAGAUUACAAUUACAAGAGCGAGAAAUGCAACGACAAACCGAUACCAUUCGAGACUUGUAUCAACGACUGGAUGAUUUGUUUUCAGCAGAAUCGCAAAACAACUUCAACGAAAGGAUAUUGGAGACUGCGCGAAACCAUGGCAAAUUGGCAUUACGCAUUGACAGCAUAUUGCGACAAGCCAUGGGUCGUUUCCAACCAGGCAUGUCAACACAAGAAAAGGAGUGGGCUGAAAGCCUAGAUGAUUUGCAGAACCAAGUCGAAGGAGAACAAGGCUACACUACCAGAAUCAAAAAGCUUCAAGAACAAAUGGCAACCUUGAAUAUCGCCACCACGACAAAGCUUCCAUCACCACUCCCGUCGGCAAGAUCAAAGAUCGACCCUACACAAUUGGAUUCCUUACGAAAUGCACUUGACAAGCAGGCGGAGUCAGUCAAGGAAACCAAAGCACGCAUUACGGCUUUGCAGCGAGUGGCAUAA
Molecule: messenger RNA, 2526 nt
Organism: Lichtheimia ornata
Lineage: Eukaryota; Fungi; Mucoromycota; Mucoromycetes; Mucorales; Lichtheimiaceae
Exons: 8
Coding region: 1-2526 (841 amino acids)
Biological process (GO): protein import into nucleus; mRNA export from nucleus; ribosomal large subunit export from nucleus
Cellular component (GO): nuclear pore
Molecular function (GO): protein binding; structural constituent of nuclear pore
Source: RefSeq, a predicted model, not a curated record